AUGCCUACCCUCGCUGCCAGUUUGUGUGUUGCUCAACCCACUGGUAUCUCUCACACGUCUUCUCCUGACACCGACACUGCCUUCUUGGCCGACUCGUACUACUCGAGUGCUGCUACAGGUGCCUCGGCUCCCACAGGAUACUCCGUGUCUUUCACCAACCUUCAGGCAUCGAACAACGCACUUGGAUACCUUGGAUUCAGCUUGAUGGGCUCCUAUGACCCGUCCGCAUGUGCUAGCCGCUGCGACAAGGUCAAUGGAUGUCAAGCUAUCAAUAUCUACUUCGAGAGAGACCCUUCUGUUGAUCCCAACGAUUCCUCUUGUUCCAACCCUACCUCGUAUUCGCAGAUAAAAUGCGUGUAUUGGGGCGGGCCGGUGACACAGAGUAAUGCUCUCAACAAUGGACAAUACCGCAAUCAGUUCCAUGUUGUCAUCGCAGGCAGCAAUGGCUACGUGAACCGCUCGAUUGAUACACCUAUUGGCUACACCGCACCGAACUAUCUUGGAAACUCCGUGGUCAAUGCACCUGCUACUGACUGUGCUGGUUAUAACAACUCUUUGUCCAGUAUGCUCUGGACAACAGGUCCCUUCGACGCUGGACGCUGCGCAGCUGCAUGCUCAGCUUACAAUGCCAACACUCCUGCCACAGGUGUAGCUCAGACCUGCCAAUUCUUCAACACCUACGUUCUGAAGGGCAACGGAAAGGAUGCUGGACAAUACUGUGCUCUUUACCAGCAAAGCUUCCCAUCGUCUGCCGUUACCAGCUCGAGUGUUGUCAUUGGUGGUAUCACAUACACUUAUGGCUACUCUUACACCUUCACCAAUGCCACUAACGCUGGUGGUCCCGCUGUCCCUUGUGCAGUAGCUUCAGCUUCGAGAAUCAUCGGCUCCUCUACCCUUCAGCCUUUCUGUUCUACUCUAUUGGGCUUCAAUGCACCCACUUCAACGGCUACGGUUGUGUUCAGUCCCGCAAGCACUAUUCGAUCGACUACCACUCCUGCAGUGAGCUCCUUGACUAGCACCAUAGUCGUUACUUCCUUCGUCUCCACGAGCACCAUCACCCCCAAGAAGCGCGAUUUGCAAAUACCAGCUGCGCUGACCUCAUUCGCCGCUUCCAUCGUCUCAUCGGCUUGCCGUCUGCAAGCGUCUUCAGCAACUACUUCCGUCCUCACCACAGUCACAUCUACAGCAUCCACUUCUUUCGCAACCAGCAUCAUCACCGCAAGUGGUUCAACCACAGUUAUCACAGUCACCAGCACGGCCAAAGCAACCGCAACAGCUGACCCUUACGGCUGUAGCAACGGUGCCACUUGUGGAAGCUUCAAAACAUUCGCCUGCCCAACGUCCAGCAAAGACUCGACAGGCCAAUGCGCAUGUGGCCACCUCAAAUCUGGCGGAAAUGUCUGUUUCGAGAUGGUCAAGUGCACCCAGCUUUGCGAUACCACUUCAGACUGCAACAAUGGUAGCAACACAGGUGUUUGUGUUUUCGGAGCCUGCUGCAAUAACAAUGGCUCGAGCUCUUCUGACAAGGGUGUUUGUAUGCCUUUGAGCACUGUUUGUGCUAAUGCAUCAUCUACUAGACGUAUGUUCAGGCGUAGAGAGGACAGACUUGGAGAGAUGGUCAAGAGACAGGACACAGCCUCUGAUGAUGAGUGUACGGCUUUGUCAUGCCCUGGUACUUGGGUUGAUGAGACUACUGGUGUGGUUGUUGAUGGACAGGCAGGUCAAGACAUCUAG
Aureobasidium pullulans EXF-150 is the source of this 1734-nucleotide messenger RNA. RefSeq lists its product as uncharacterized. The record is from RefSeq and is a predicted model, not a curated record. Bases 1 to 1734 code for a protein of 577 amino acids. The transcript is spliced from 2 exons. NCBI's taxonomy places the organism in Eukaryota, Fungi, Ascomycota, Dothideomycetes, Dothideales, Saccotheciaceae.